Messenger RNA from Miscanthus lutarioriparius, 1077 nucleotides. NCBI's taxonomy places the organism in Eukaryota, Viridiplantae, Streptophyta, Magnoliopsida, Poales, Poaceae. The record is from the annotation of a GenBank genome assembly.
AUGUCUCAAAAGCCUCCGGCUGUGGCUGUUUCAUCUACCCCCCAAAGUAAUGGUCCUAUGGUGCCUUUUUCUGGUGAUUCAAUUAAAAAGGAAAUACGCCCAACCACAAAGGCGGAAAGGGGUUCCGUCUCCCAUGAUUCGUACGGACCAUCAAAAUCCAGUGACCAAAAUAGACUUAAAGUCCGGAUAAAAGUUGGCUCUGAUAAUGUUUUGGCAAGAAAUAAUGCGGCUAUCUACAGUGGUCUGGGCCUUGAUAUUUCUUCACCUUCAUCCAUCGAGGAUAGCCCCGAUGGCUGUGGGAGCCUAUCCCCUGAAGUUAACAAUGUGCCACACGAAUCUCCACAAACCAUUCUUCAGAUCAUGACAUGCUUUUCAGUUCCUGGAGGCUUCCUGUUAUCCCCUCUACCAGCCAAUAUAUUGCAAUUGACAAAAAAGGAUGUGGCUUCGUCAAAGAAGUGGGAAUCAAAUGUGGACAUAGAAAAUGUACAAGAACCAUAUGAAGGCCAUGUGGCUAAAAAGGUGAAACCUGAUGCUCUCAACAUAUCAUUGCUAUCUGAUCCCAGAGCUAUGGAUGCAAAGGGUGAGAAUCGACUUGAAGAGGAGCCAGCAGAAAACAACUUCGGCGGAACUAGUGAUGCUCGAUUGAAAGAGCGGUCCACCAAGACUGACUCCAUGACUAUCAAAGUGGAACCUGUCAAAGCAGAGGCGAUGGAAUGCUUAGAGAACAGUAGUUUUGGCAGUUCAGAAAUGGAUUUUUCAGCAGCGAAAGGGGAACCAAAACCCAAGACAGAAAAGGGAGAGACAACUUUAGAAGAGAGGAAUACAACUAAUGACAAAGACCUAAUAUCAGAUAGGAAGCAAGAAAAGAAAAUAAAACCUGAGAGUAAAUGUGAUGCCUUUAACUUUGAAGGUAGCAAUGUUAUAAACGAAAGAGCUCCAGCUGUUUCCCGCAGCAUGGGAAAAGUUUCUGGUAAAGAAACUUUACCUUAUGACACAAAUGGGGAAAAUAACUCGAAGAGUGAGGCUCGCAAAGAUCAAUCAUGCCUAAUUUGGCCGCACCAUAUCUGUCUUAAGUAA